Messenger RNA from Penicillium manginii, 792 nucleotides. RefSeq names its product protein-L-isoaspartate O-methyltransferase. Gene Ontology annotation, cellular component: cytoplasm. The transcript has 2 exons. Gene Ontology annotation, molecular function: protein-L-isoaspartate (D-aspartate) O-methyltransferase activity. Gene Ontology annotation, biological process: protein modification process. NCBI's taxonomy places the organism in Eukaryota, Fungi, Ascomycota, Eurotiomycetes, Eurotiales, Aspergillaceae. The record is from RefSeq and is a predicted model, not a curated record. The coding region runs from base 1 to 792 and encodes 263 amino acids.
AUGCUGAACUGGCUGCAAAAAAUAUACCGAAAAUUACCUUACAACUCAACUCGACCCUACACAAUGGCAUGGUACUGCUCCGGAUCCACCAACACCGAGCUAGUCGAGAAUCUGUUCAAAGGCGGCCUAAUUAAAGACAAACGCGUGAAGGAAGCCAUGCUAGGAGUCGAUAGAGCCCACUAUGCACCCUCACGACCAUACUCAGACUCACCACAACCAAUUGGCCACGGCGCUACAAUCUCAGCACCACACAUGCACGGCCACGCAUGCGAAUACCUAAUCGAGCACCUUUACCCCGGAGCCCGGGUCCUAGACAUCGGAUCUGGAUCCGGAUACCUCACACACGUUCUAGCAAACCUAGUCACAUCCCCAGACUCCGCGGACAAAGGACAGGUAGUAGGCAUCGACCACAUCCACGAGCUAGUCGAGCUAGCAAAAGACAACAUGUCCAAAUCCGCCGAGGGCCGCUCGCUCCAGGAAUCCGGGAAAGUGAAGUUCAUCAAGGGGGACGGUCGUUUGGGGUGGAAAGAUGAAGCGCCGUAUGAUGCCAUUCACGUCGGUGCUGCUGCCGAGGCUCUUCAUCCGGUUUUGAUCGAGCAGCUUGCUGCUCCGGGGAGGCUGUUCAUUCCUGUGGAGUCGGACCCGGAUGACCCGGAUGAUCGGGGGAGUCUAUUGGGAGGUAUUGGAGGCCAGUAUAUCUGGGUUGUGGAUAAGAGGGCCGAUGGGUCGAUUUUUAAAGAGAAGGUAUUUCAGGUGAGAUAUGUGCCUUUGACGGAUGCGCCUGGAUCAUGA